Messenger RNA from Hypanus sabinus (Atlantic stingray), 7421 nucleotides. RefSeq names its product gap junction alpha-3 protein-like. Gene Ontology annotation, biological process: cell communication. The record is from RefSeq and is a predicted model, not a curated record. Lineage: Eukaryota; Metazoa; Chordata; Chondrichthyes; Myliobatiformes; Dasyatidae. The coding region runs from base 283 to 1341 and encodes 352 amino acids. Gene Ontology annotation, cellular component: connexin complex. The transcript is spliced from 2 exons.
ACUCGAAACGACACUGUGCGUGAACUAAACUAACGACAGAGAUCACAUGCGAAAGCGGUUUCCCCUCAGUUCGGAUCAGUUUCAGACACCAUCUAAAAAGAUUUUUGUUUUAUUUUGCUGUUUUAUUUUCUUGAUGUUCACGGGCAGAGGAUCAACGAGGUUCGGAAAAUGAUUCUGUAGCGGCCAGGCGAAAGGUCCAGGAGUACCCCAGAGAGGAGCCUGCUGAGGUACAACUGCUCUGAUGAUGUAAUCUCCUGGCAGUCAGGCUAAAAACGGGAAAGAAUGGGUGACUGGAGUUUGUUGGGCAACUUACUAGAAACUGCUCAGGAGCACUCCACCGUGGUAGGGAAGGUAUGGCUGACAUCACUGUUUGUUUUCCGCAUCCUGGUGUUGGGGACAGCCACCGAGAAAGUUUGGGGGGACGAGCAAUCCUUCUUUACCUGUGACACCAAGCAACCUGGUUGCCAGAACGUCUGCUAUGACAGGAUCUUCCCCAUUUCCCACAUCCGGUUCUGGGUGCUGCAGAUCAUCUUUGUGUCUACUCCCACACUGGUCUACCUGGGCCACAUCUUCCUUCUGGUACGGAUGGAGGAGAAGCAGAAACAGAAGGAGAAAGGCAAACUGAGCAGAUACCCCCCUGGAGAAGAGGAAGCAUUGAUGCAAAAUGCCAGUAACAUCAAGUGCCCUUCGCUACAUGACCAGGGGAAAAUUAGAUUGCAAGGAGCUAUUCUACGAACUUAUUUGUUUAAUAUAAUUUUUAAAACUCUCUUCGAAAUUGGUUUUAUACUGGCCCAGUAUUAUCUCUAUGGCUUCGAGCUGAAACCUCUUUACAAAUGUGACUACUCGCCUUGCCCUAACAUUGUUGACUGUUACAUUUCCCGUCCGACUGAGAAGACGAUUUUCAUUAUAUUCAUGCUGGCCAUGGCUUGCCUGUCCCUACUUUUGAACGUCAUUGAAAUAUGUCAUCUGGGAAUCAAGAAAUGUAGAAGGUCCACCAAGGACAAUCGUGUCGCACAAGCUGCCUGUAAGCAGAACGGCACACUGUUGAGUGAGAGAACGGGACCCUGCGCCCCAAGUUACCAGUACUUUGCGAACCACACUCGACCGCAGCUUUACAGUAUCCCCCCACUGACAGGACCUGAUCCAGUGUGCCACUCUUACAAAGGCAACGUUUCCACUAAGCAAAACCGAGAGAACUUUGCCAUAAUGGAUGACAGGGGUGGGAGUCAGGAGGAUCAAAUCUCACUCCCCAGCAAGCACAUCUCAGUCACCGAUCAGAGACGGAACAGUGAAAGAAGCAAAGAAAGCAGCCGCACUAAAUCGGAUGAUUUGACAAUUUGAGUCCCGGGCCUGGGGGCAUGGAGCAGAAUUCUUGAGAAAUCAUUCCAUUUGAACUUUGAGAAAAUCCAAAGAAUUCAAUGAAACCUCCACAGAGAUACGGCCAACAUGAAAACAAAAUCACUUUCUUCGCAAUAAUUGCUUCAAUCAUUUUGGCUUGUAUUUGUUGUGGGCAUGUUUUGCCCUCAGCCGGCUCCCCAGCCCCUUCCCUACCGCCUCUCUCUCCUUCGGGUCCCUCAAUUCUGAUACUUCCCUUUUCAACCCAUUCUUCCUUUUUUUGCUCCCUUGUUUGGUCUCCCCAUCUCUCUGAUCGGCCACCAUUUGCUCAAGCCACAAGGCUGCUCCCCAACCAUUCAGGGCAGGUCCCAGAUCACAGUCUGUAAGUGAAUAGGGCAAAUCCCAGAGACAAUCUCCAUCUGCUUCUCUAAGACAACUUUAGAUGCAUCCCAUAAAUGCCCUCACUUCAUGGAGCUAAUCAAAUGCACACCUUGAUACAUCUCACCAAAGCCUUCAACUCUGCCAACUUCUUCAGAUUUAUGGAUAUUCCUUGUCAAAUGUGAAUGUCUUCAUAUAUUUUUCAUUACUGCACACAGACUACAUAAUAUGAUGCCAAUCACUGGGUUCUCCACAAAUCUAGCCCCAGUGCAUACCCGGACCAAGCAAAGCUAUGACAUCAUAUUGGACAUCUUGUCAAUCUUCCUCAUUGCAAUACCUCAGCUCACCUUUAACAAUUUCCACACUGUGGGUCAAUGGGACCAGGCGAAUAAUAAUUCAGCACAGACUAGAUGUGCUGAAGGGUCUGUUUAUGUACUGUAGUGCUCUCUAACAACAGCAGAGUUAAUCUACAGGAUAAAUGAGGAAACGUUCAAUAUUUAUUGCUUCCAUUCUAAAAUCAAGAUUACUCUGAUCUCAGUCAUCAAUGUAAGCAACAUUUAUAUCCAUGCUAUGAAUUAUUGUUGAUUCUUGAAGUCUGGAAUAAAAUGGGCUUUACAUUAAUCAACUAGAAGGUAGUCUUCAUCAAACUUAACCCACACAAAAACUCUUCGCUGUCAAACAAUAUCUAUAAUAAAUGGUCAAAGUGAAUUACUUCUAGUAUCUUAUGAACUACCUCUUAGUGUCUACAUUCCCAACAGUGUGCCAGCAUGACUUUUAGCCAAAUGAGAAAAAGCACACAAAGAUCUUAAACCUGGCAGUAAGACUGUGGUCUUUGAGAAAUGGUGCUGCCCACAUGCAUCCUUCAGAAACAUGGGCAUUGUACAGGAGACUCCUCAAAGAACUUCAAUGGGAAAAUAUCACCAAUGGUGCCUCUAGACAGUUCUCCAGAGGCAUUCAAAGAUCAGUAUUUAUUCCUGGGUGCACUGCUUCAACAGAGGUUUUAAACUGCCCGCUUCAGCGACCAGGCCACAUUAUCUGCUGCCCAACACUUGUCAAGAGAUCUUCAGGAGGACAGAGAAGACACUUUAAUGAUAUUUUCAGAACCUUCCUGAAAAAAAAACUAAACAUCUUCUGACUCGGGAAAAUGAAGAAACAUGUCAUAAACAAACACACCAACUCUCUGCAGUGGGAGAACAUGAAGAACAUGCAAAGACAGCAGGAGGAGUAAGCAAAGAAAAGACGCUCAAUAAAGUAUUUCUAAUCCUACCCACAGCAGAACUCGUUGCUCGCCUUCGAAGUUCACAGAACUAAAGAGGAAGCAAGACCACCCCAGACAGAACAAGCACCAAGCUUUACAGAAAAGGUCACUCUCUCUCCAGAUAAUCAUGUCAACCUGAAACGUUGACUAUGCACUUCCAUCAAUAGGUGCAGCCUGACCUGCUGAUUUUCUCCAGUAUUACUCCAGAUUCCAGCAUCUCCAGCCUCCUCUGUCUACUAUGACUUAAAGAACAAAAUUCCUCUUUUUAAACAGCAAUGCAUUUUCAAAAGUGCCAUGUUUCAAAAUUAUAUGUUCCUAUCAUAUGAUAAGUUGAGAUAUCUAGCCUACUCAUAUUUUUAAAACUGAAAAAAAAUUGAGCCCAAGCUUUAGAUACUUUUACAAUCCCUCAAAUACUAGAGGGCUUAUAGAAUUAUUGUCUUUAUGAAAGUGUUCAGGAAAACAAGAAUUUCCUGUUGAAGUGGGCAAAAUUGGUUUUGUCACUCUUUAUUAGAAAGAAAUCUUAAUACAAUGCCGUGAUUUGGCAUGAUUUCCCUGUUUGUGUUAUCUGUUGACAGGCAAGUAAAAUUAUUUGGUACAAGCCUUUCUUACGGCAAUUGUUCUUUUGUGAUGCUUGAUAACAAUGCUCAGGAACCGUUAAGGUCAUCUGACUUGAUUAACCAUUUUUUUUUAUGUCGCCUCAGCCCGAUCUGCCCAACUUCGCACAUCCCUUUCUCUUUAUUGACCAGGAUUUUGCAGUCAGAAGCAAAAAUGAGUCCAGUCAUUCAUCACCUUUGCAGUUGCCCAUGGAUAUUCUAUUUCUUUUUGUGCUGGAAACUGUGGUUAGAGUGCUAUUUUGGUGCAGAGCUCUGUGUGAACAGAGAAUUCUUCUCAACAAACAAUGCUGUAGAAACAUGAGGCACAUGGAGACUGAACCAUCAAAUGCCCUUCAUGUACAAAGAGGUAAGUAAAGAUUAGGUAAAAGAAAACAUUGAUAAGAAUUAACUUUUUUGUAAUUUAAAUCUGAAGGAAUUAGAUCUCACACACAAAAAUUAAUUUUCCCUUUUAAAGAGGUAGCGUAGAUUAGGAUGUUACAUUCCAUUGUAAAAUCACCUUCAAUAGAAUGGACAAGCCCCAAACUUCCCUGUCAAUGUUCAGGUACUAUCAUGCAAGUGCAGCAUCUACAGUUGCAUCUUUUAGUUUCAGAUUUUUCAGAAGAUGCCCCUAUAGUAAAGCUUUUGGAAACAACAGGAAGCCCUGACACCAUAUUCAUUAUUUCCACAUUUAACCAGAACUAUAUGAACACUGGAAGUUAUGCCAAUUAAACUUUAAGAAUAGCAACACUAUUAACUCCAGUACAACUCUCACUGCAAAUUCCUGGGCAAUAUCCCAAGGCCAUUUACACUGUCUACAUGAUGUUGUUUUCAAUGGCAAUUUAUUCUACAUGUGUCAACAGAUUCAUCUUGAAUUUCACUUUUUGUAUUCCUGUAACUACCCUGAUUUGAUUCUAAGCAUGAUUAUAACCAUACAAAAUGUGGUGACAUAAAGCAUAGCUCAUUUCAUCAAUAAAUAUGCAUGAAAUAUUGUUCUAGGUAUGUGUACACUUCCUACCUACCUGGAUUGAUUUUGGAAGAUGUACUUUACUUUAUUGUCACCAAACAAUUGAUAUUAGAGUGUACAAUCAUCACAGUGAUAUUUGAUUCUGCGCUUCGCACUCCCUGUAGUACAAAUCAAAUUAAAUGUAAUAAAAAUUUAAAUUAUAAAUCAUAAUUUAAAAUAGAAAAGGGAAAGUAAGGUAGUGCAAGUCAGCUAUCCAGGUCAGGAUCUGUACAGCAGUCUUAUCACAGUUGGAAAGAAGUUGUUCCCAAAUCUGGCCGUAUGAAUCUUCAUGCUCCUGAACCUUCUCCUGGAGGGAAGUGGGACAAAAAGUGUGUUGGCUGGGUGGGUCGUGCCCUUGAUUAUCCUGUCAGCACUGCUCCGACAGCGUGUGGUGUAAAGUGAGUCCAAGGAUGAAAGAUUGGUUUGUGUGAUGUACUGGGCUGUGUUCACGAUCUUCUGCAGCUUCUUCCAGUCUUGGACAGGACAAUUUCCAUACCAGGUUGUGAUGCACCCUAAAAGAAUGCUUUCUAUGGUGCACCUAUAAAAAUUAGUGAGGGCUUUAGGGGACAGGCCAAAUUUCUUCAGCUUUCUCAGGAAGUAAAGGCACUGGUGGGCCUUCUUGGCAGUGGACUUCUUGGUUAGACCAAGUCAGGUCAUUUGUGAUAUUCACCCCGAGGAGCUUUUGACCUGUUCCACCUGCGCACCACCAAUGUAGAUGGGGUCGUGCGGUCUGCUACUCCUUCUGAAGUCAACAACCAAUUCCUUCGUCUUGCUGACAUUGAGAAAUAGGUUAUUGUCUUCGCUCCAUGCCAUCAGGUUCUUAAUUUCCUCUCUGUACUCAUCAUUACCCAAGAUAUGGCCUACAAUUGAUGUACCUCUAUAUUCCACUUUUCUGCAAACUUGCACUGCCUUAAAGUUAACCAUAACCUGGAUAUUGUGGCCAUCAUCAAGUCACUAAUCUACAAAACCCUGUACUUGGCGAGUGGGGAUCUCCUCCCAGUAUCUUCCUGCACAAUGCCACCUGUGACCUUAAUAUCAAGGCUUUGCAAAGCUACAGGAGCUCUCAGGUGUGAAUCAUGUCACAUUGGAGGGAUCAGAGAGAGUAAUGAGACCUAAACCAUCGCAAAUGCUUGAAAUAUGAAAUAAACCAGAAAAUGUUGAAAGCAUUCAACCAGUCAGGCAGCAAUUGUGGAAGUAAAAAGUGUUAAUAUCUCAGAUUAAAGACCCCUCCUCAGAACUUUCACUUCCAUCCACUAAUGUUUGGAAACACGAAUCUAUGAAAGUUAUUCAACGUUAUCUUUAAUUUAAAAAUACAAAACUAAAAUCUCAAAUAGUUAAUUAAACUAAACAGAAGAAAACACAAGGCACAGGUAGUUAUUUCACAACCAUUACUUUCCAUUCAAAUCGAUGGAGCUACUGUCCCUGUGCUGGGAUGUCCCAGCACUGAUUGAGCAAUGAUGUACCUCAUACACUACUGCUAAAUUCCAGCAACAGUCUGAAACUUGAGCACCAUUGCAAACAUCAGACAACUGCCAAUGGCGUUGGAGAUUCUGCAUCCAGAUGUGUGAAUCUCAAAUUUGAUGAUACCUCAUUGCAACUCAAAAAAACUUCCUGCAACCUCCAACCCAAUGUCGUCACCCAGCAUUACUUCGUCAUGUUAUGCUGGUAUCUUUCACUUCAGAAGUUACUAUUUGUGCAUCCAUCAGGGCUAAUAGAUGCACUCAUUGCCACUUUACUUCUGAGAUAUUGGUUUUCUUAAUAUUCUCCUCUUUCUUUUGGCUGUUUUUCCAACACUUGUAACAGAAUCCUACAGAACUGCAGAAAUUCACAACAGUUUCUAGAACAUGGUUCUCAGGGGACGCAAGGCUUUCAAAGUUAUGUGUCAGAAUCAGUUAACAGUAAAAGCUGUUGGUGAGUAUAAGAGGAAUGAAGUGAAGCACUGGAAAACACACUUAAACAAUGACACACUUUUCUUGUACAAAAAAAAGGAUUCUAUGACAUGCUUGUGGCUUUCUACAUUUAAAAGCCUGAGCAUAAAUGUAGAACCUCUGGAGCCUUAGGGAAAAAAAGCUUCACCAUCCUGGGGUAUUGCUAUUUGCUUCAGUGGAUUGACUGGAAUGUGAAAGCACUGACCUGUCUUCUUUUGAAUUAAAGAUAUUUUUGUUUUUUAAAAAAAGUGGGGCCACAGCUGUGUAGCUGUCAGUAAGCCCACCUCUCAUCAAUAGUUUGAGGUAAGGUGAAGUCCUUGUGGGUUACUGAGAAAUAGUUUGAACUUCCCAGCACAGUCAUGCUCAACUGCGUUAGAGACUCGCAAAACACUGAAGAGGAAUCAGGAACAGGAAACCAUGCUUACUUUUCUCUUCCUUCACCCUGCAAAUGGAAUAUUCAACGCGAGUGCUACAGCAGUGAAGCCGUUAUCCUGUAGCAGUUCACCGAUUGAUACUUGAUCUCUUUGCCUCAGGACAUUUGCUCAGCACACUUCCUUACAUUAUGGUACGCAGCUGUGAACAGAGAAGGAAUUGCAGUGACGCAAUCAGCAAGAGAUUUGUUUCUGAACUGCGAGAUGUAAAAAGACUUGACUUUGUAUGCUUCAUUUUAUUAAUAUCCUUGCAAAACUCUCACCAACUCAAACCACUUAUCUUGGUAAUUAUAUUCAACACUGGCCGUACGUUUCAAGGGAUACAAGCCAUCUGCAGCAAUUUCAGAAGGUGCCUCACCACCACACUUUGCAAAGGAAAUUGAGCGUUCAAACCCGAUGCUGGUCUUGCCCAGUUAUAUGCAUACUCCUAAAAAUCAACUCAAACACUGCUAAGUUUUAUCAAACCCAUGUACUGAAACCUAUGAGAAUAUUAAA